This is a messenger RNA of Malassezia japonica, 483 nucleotides long. It is a transcript of the gene ARC15, whose product is annotated as arp2/3 complex subunit. The record is from RefSeq and is a predicted model, not a curated record. Gene Ontology annotation, molecular function: actin filament binding. Gene Ontology annotation, cellular component: Arp2/3 protein complex; actin cytoskeleton; cytoplasm. Bases 1 to 483 code for a protein of 160 amino acids. The transcript has 2 exons. NCBI's taxonomy places the organism in Eukaryota, Fungi, Basidiomycota, Malasseziomycetes, Malasseziales, Malasseziaceae. Gene Ontology annotation, biological process: regulation of actin filament polymerization; Arp2/3 complex-mediated actin nucleation.
AUGAGCGACUUCCGGGCGCUGGACGUGGACCAGUACGACGAAGAGGCGCUGCGCGCCACGGACCUUGUUGUGGACGACCAGAGGUCCGCACAGGAGCUUCUGAGCAUCGCACAAGGAAAGCAGAACGGCGUGCGCUCGCGCCUGGCGAGCAACGAUAUCGGAGGUGCUCUCGGCGAGGUGCUGCGCGACGCGCCGAGCGGUACGCAUGCGGACGAGGCGAAGCGUGUGACAUUUGCGCUGCUUCUCGAGAUCCUGAAUGCUACGCGCUCGUCCGACAUUCCCGCGGCGGUCAAGGGCCUCGAUCUGCAGGAAAAGGACACGCUGAUGAAAUACCUCUACAAGGGCCUUGCGCUCGGCGGCACGCGCGCGGGUGCGGCAGAGGGCAUCAACUGCGCCGUGCUCCUCGGCUGGCACGAAAAGCUGACGCAAGUCGCGGGCACGGGCUGCAUCAUGCGCGUCAUGACCGAUCGCCGGUCGCUGUAG